AUGGAGCGAUCCACAUCAACGCCUCCGUCCUCCUCACCUACAGUGCCUCCAUUAAGAACCGGGUUAUCACGACCUGUUGCCUUUGUUCCAAGUAGCGACAAUACACGAUCACUUUCACUACCACCUCCUUCAACAUCAAGUGGCGAUGACAUUGCCAAUCUGUACCGAUCCAUAGUUUCGUCGACAUCGUCACCAAGUAGUGAACCAGCUACUACCAGCAUACCUAUUGCAGAAGACAGCAAUGCAUCAUCAUCAUCAUCAUCAACUACCUUUUGUGCAGAAUGCAACAAACAAAUACCCGAGUCUACUAUGAAGGAGCAUAUCCAAACCGUUGCACAUAUGGUGAGUGCCGAGUAUAUGCGAUCGGUGGAUUUCCUUACUUUGAACCAAAGCAAUGUGGGCUUUCGCAUGAUGCAAACGCAAGGAUGGCAAUACGAAGAAGGAUUGGGAGCAUUGGGUGAAGGCCGACGCCAUCCUGUUGCCACGGUGCUCAAAAAGGAUCGAUCCGGCAUUGGCCAUAAACAUGAACCAAAGCGAGUGACACAUUUAUCACGGGACAUUGAACAGAACUUUAAAAAGGAGUUGCCACAACAACCAUCAGGGAAACAAUUAGCAAGGAAGGCUCGUCGUGAAUCAAAGCAACGGGUAGCGAUGUUGAAAUACAUGAAUGAAUGA
This is a messenger RNA of Lichtheimia ornata, 675 nucleotides long. RefSeq lists its product as uncharacterized. Lineage: Eukaryota; Fungi; Mucoromycota; Mucoromycetes; Mucorales; Lichtheimiaceae. The transcript has a single exon. The coding region runs from base 1 to 675 and encodes 224 amino acids. Gene Ontology annotation, molecular function: nucleic acid binding. The record is from RefSeq and is a predicted model, not a curated record.